Megachile rotundata (alfalfa leafcutting bee) is the source of this 924-nucleotide messenger RNA. Its product is annotated as hemolymph lipopolysaccharide-binding protein-like. NCBI's taxonomy places the organism in Eukaryota, Metazoa, Arthropoda, Insecta, Hymenoptera, Megachilidae. The record is from RefSeq and is a predicted model, not a curated record.
UUACUUACUUGUUUGUGUAUGUAUUUAUUAUAUCCAUAAUUUAGUAUCUGAGUGAUUGAGUAAUUGAGAUAAUCUUUGCAAUUGCUGCAUAUACUAUAGUAGCAAAUCAAAUUUCUGUACACACAAUAACGACGAACGAUGGUGGGAACAUUUAUACUAAAAAGUACCGCUUUAUAAUAAUCGAUAUUUAUAAGCGAAAUACAGUACCAUUAAGAUCACUGUAACAAGUACGAAGAUUCGAUCAAACGAACAGACACAAUAAAGAUGUCAACGUUAAGUUUCCUGUUUAACUGUAUCAUCAUGUCAAUUGGUUUUCAAGAAAUUUUGUCGAUGCCGAACCUUGAGAACUCAAACUCUCGUGACACCAUUUUACGUGAUGAUUAUACUUACACACUUGGAGUCGGCGCGCAUAAACUUCACACCGAACCACGGACUUGGAACGAGGCACGAAAAAUUUGUAUGGCGGAAGGUGGCCAUUUGGCAAUCAUCAAUUCUGCUGCGGAAGAGCGCACAUUAAUGGAUAUAUUUAAUCAAGUGGGCCCGAUAAAGGAUUCCUCGAUCAACGACGAAGCCUUGUUAGGUAUACACGAUCAGUUUGUAGAGGGCGAGUGGAUAACGCUAUUCGGUGACCCGCUAGAGCAAACCGGCUACAGCAAAUGGAGUGAUAAGUGGGGCGGACAGCCAGAUAAUGGGUAUAAUGCAUCAAAUUGUGGUGCGAUUUUAAAGGAAGGCGGAAUGGACGAUGUAUCUUGUAAACUGCCGUACGGAUUCUUCUGCGAACUGCCUAUCUAAUGCAAAAUUGUUUUCAAAACUCUUCAAGUGAAAUAGAAUACCUAAAAUUAAGUAUGUUUGUUGUAAAUUGCCUUAGAACUGAAUUUCUAGUUAAAUCUUUGUGUUAAAUGAGAUGAAAUAAACUAUUUUAUA